Penicillium concentricum is the source of this 627-nucleotide messenger RNA. RefSeq lists its product as uncharacterized. The transcript is spliced from 2 exons. The record is from RefSeq and is a predicted model, not a curated record. NCBI's taxonomy places the organism in Eukaryota, Fungi, Ascomycota, Eurotiomycetes, Eurotiales, Aspergillaceae. The coding region runs from base 1 to 627 and encodes 208 amino acids.
AUGGUCAAAGUCACAUUGCAGAAGCGAGGCCAACGAGGCUUGGACUUCAGUCGCACUUGGAGCCGCAGGGAAGUUCCCAGUAUCAGUCACAAGCAAGGGUGCUGGGUGCUCGGCGAGAACGCGGGACUGAGAAGACAGACCUACGCCGUGGUGGUCCACGGCGUGACUUGUCGAUUCUCUCCCUCCGCCACGGUCGAGAGGAGGCAGCUGAAAGUCGAGAGCGUCAGACGAAUUUCUACUGCUGCUGAAAUCGUGUACAUGGACUGGCUGAUGACCAAAAGGAAAAUGGACGAAACGAGGCCAGCGUCCGCGAAGCUCCUGAUCGAGUUUGCCGACCCAUACGCUGCCAACCAGGCCAUUGUAUGUGGCCUGGCAAUAUACGAAAGGAACCACGACUGCCAGCUUUUAAACGGCAGUCACCGCCUCAAGCAAUGCUAUCGCUGCCAGGUGUACGAAUACAUAGCCCAGAAUUACAAGCGAGACAUUCAAUGUGCCUACUGCGCAGGGGAUCAUAAUUCCAAGGAGUGCCCACAUGCACAUGACCGCCGCAAGGCCAAGUGCGCUGAAUGUGCCAAGCCACGACCUCAACUACUUUGCUUUGGAUCGGGGAUGCCCCAUCUGAGGUGA